Messenger RNA from Symbiodinium necroappetens, 411 nucleotides. The record is from the annotation of a GenBank genome assembly. NCBI's taxonomy places the organism in Eukaryota, Dinophyceae, Suessiales, Symbiodiniaceae.
AUGGUUCCCGUUCGGCUUCUCGUCUGGGACUUGCAUGGACCUCACUACGGCUGGAAUUCCGAAGUACAUCGUAGUAUGUUCCGAAAGACUGCGUUAAUCUUCGUGGCGGACCUGAAGACCCUCCAGCUUUUUGAGAUUCAGUGCUUGCUGAACGGACCCGCGUCGGAGAAUGUCUCAGCAGAGAGAGUCCUGGUGGGCAACAAGGCGGAUGCUGCUGCUCCUGCCAACAAUGAAGAGGCCGAGGCUUUCGCUACGGCGAACGGUUUGACGUACUUCGAGGCCUCUGCCAAAGAUCACGAGAGUGUAGACGCGGUCCUUCGGCACAUCUUGCUUUCCGUGAUGGACAAGCUGGAGCCAAACCUAACGCGUUUUGGCCCGCCGCCAGAGCGGUCGCGCUGCGUCUUGCAAUGA